AUUUCUUCCCCCUCAACCCCGGCUGUUAGUGCUGUGUGAGUGCGUGUGUGCUCCUGAGCUCGCUCGGCACACAUUCUAUAAAAAAAAUAAAAAUACAAAAAAAAUUCAAAAACAUUAAAAACGCCAAAAAAUCAUUUUUUUUUUCUUUUGUAACAAAAUCGGUGAAGCUGGAGUAGACAUUCGAGGACUGGACGGUAACAAGGGGCGAAAUCGAACGACAAAUUUUCUUCAAUCGACGUCUGUUGCUGGUUCACUAAGAAGCAAGGCCAAGUAGAUUUGCUUUUGUUUUUGUGGUUAAUUUUGAACGACAACGUUUUAAUCACACUAGAAAUUAUAAACUAUAUCAUUUUAACAAUUAAUAUAUUCAUCUAAUAAAAAUUCACUUUUAAAAUACCGCAGUUGUCAAGUCAACGGUUGCUAACCAUCCGGAUCGAAUCUGCUCCGAACUAGCUUGACAGCUUACCGUUAGAAGAAGCGUUCGCAUUCAUUUAAAACUUUACGCGUAGUCCCAGUUAACUUACUUUGCUAGAGCUCUACAGCCAACGAAAAUGAACCCCAGUGCUCCCAGUUAUCCUAUGGCCUCCCUGUACGUCGGGGACCUGCAUCAAGAUGUGACCGAGGCCAUGCUGUACGAGAAAUUCAGCCCUGCCGGAGCUAUCCUCUCGAUUAGGGUUUGCAGAGACAUGAUCACACGACGCUCCCUUGGAUACGCCUAUGUGAACUUCCAACAGCCGGCGGACGCUGAGCGUGCACUGGACACCAUGAAUUUUGAUGUGAUAAAGGGGCGGCCGGUGCGUAUUAUGUGGUCCCAGCGAGACCCCUCGCUGAGAAAGAGUGGCGUGGGAAACAUUUUCAUCAAGAACCUUGACAAGUCCAUCGACAACAAGGCCCUAUACGAUACUUUCUCUGCUUUUGGCAACAUCCUCUCAUGCAAGGUGGUUUGUGACGAGAAUGGCUCUAAAGGCUACGGCUUUGUGCACUUUGAGACUCAGGAGGCAGCCGAGCGAGCCAUUGAAAAAAUGAAUGGCAUGUUGCUCAAUGACCGAAAAGUAUUUGUGGGUCGCUUCAAAUCUCGCAAAGAACGCGAAGCUGAACUGGGUGCCCGAGCCAAGGAAUUCACAAAUGUCUACAUAAAAAAUUUUGGUGAAGACAUGGACGAUGAGAAGCUGAGGGAAGUCUUCAGUAAAUAUGGGAAUGCCAUGAGUAUUCGUGUCAUGACAGACGACAGUGGAAAAUCUCGAGGUUUCGGUUUUGUCAGCUUUGAGAGGCACGAAGACGCCCAAAAGGCAGUGGAUGAGAUGAAUGGCAAGGAGUUGAAUGGCAAGCUGAUCUAUGUAGGCCGUGCCCAGAAGAAGGUGGAGCGACAGACCGAACUCAAACGCAAAUUUGAGCAAAUGAAACAAGACCGCAUGACUCGCUACCAGGGUGUCAACUUGUAUGUGAAGAACCUGGAUGAUGGAAUUGAUGAUGAACGCCUCCGAAAGGAGUUCACACCAUUCGGCACAAUAACCAGUGCCAAGGUCAUGAUGGAAGGUGGGCGCAGCAAAGGCUUUGGCUUUGUUUGCUUCUCAUCCCCUGAGGAAGCCACUAAAGCGGUGACAGAAAUGAAUGGGCGCAUCGUAGCCACCAAGCCGCUGUACGUGGCCUUAGCUCAGCGGAAAGAGGAGCGUCAAGCCCACCUGACCAACCAGUACAUGCAACGUAUGGCCAGUGUGCGUGCAGUGCCAAACCCUGUCAUCAAUCCCUACCAGCCAGCACCACCUUCGGGCUACUUCAUGGCAGCCAUACCCCAAGCCCAGAAUCGCGCCGCUUACUAUCCGGCCGCUGGCCAAAUGGCCCAGCUCCGCCCCAGCCCACGCUGGGCCACACAAGGGGUCCGGCCACAACACUUCCAGAACAUGCCGGGUGCCAUGCGUCCCUCAGCCCCACGCCCUCAGACCUUCAGUACCAUGAGGCCUGCUUCACAAGUACCCCGCAUGAUGUCCACUCAGCGUGUCGCUCAGACCAUGGGUCCCCGUCCCACUACAGCAGCUGCUGCAGCAGCUCCUCCUGUGCGUGGGGUUCCCCAGUACAAGUAUGCUGCGGGGGUUCGCAAUCCCCAACAGCACAUAACUACUCAGCCUCAAGUCACCAUGCAGCAACCUGCUGUUCACGUGCAGGGACAGGAGCCUCUAACAGCCUCCAUGCUGGCUGCUGCUCCACCACAGGAACAGAAGCAGAUGCUGGGUGAGCGUCUGUUCCCACUGAUCCAGAACAUGCAUCCAAGCCUGGCAGGGAAGAUCACCGGCAUGCUGCUGGAGAUUGACAACUCAGAAUUGCUCCACAUGCUGGAGUCCCCAGAGUCUCUCCGCUCAAAGGUGGAUGAGGCAGUGGCUGUGCUUCAGGCUCACCAGGCCAAGGAGGCUGCCCAGAAGACUGUGACCAAUUCAACUGGGGUCCCAAGUGUCUAAACCCAAGGAAUGGGGAACCUUGAGACUAGCUUCACCGAUGGGAGAAAAGAAUUAAACAUUGAAAAAAAUAAAAAUACACAAAACAAAGUAAAAAGAAGUCAAAUAAUAUCAAAAAAAGGAAGGAACUCUCCAGCCGGGCCUAGAGAACCAAAUGCUAGGUCUUGUUCGUUUAAGUUUAAAAGAAAAAAAAAAAGUAGAAAAAUACAUAAAAAAAGGAAAAAGUUAAAACAAAAAAUGGAUGAAUAUGGGUUUUUUAGAAGUGAAUUCCAUGAGAAGUGAGAUUAAUGAAAGCAUUCCUCUCUGGCAUUUUAUCCCUUUUAAAUGUUUGAAUGUUUGGGCUGUGGUAGAAAUACUAGGACAGCCUCCAUUGUGAAAUUUCCCUUGACCUUUUGCUUGCUUGAAUAAAACUCAAAAAACA
This is a messenger RNA of Myripristis murdjan (pinecone soldierfish), 2868 nucleotides long. RefSeq names its product polyadenylate-binding protein 1. Bases 549 to 2450 code for a protein of 633 amino acids. The record is from RefSeq and is a predicted model, not a curated record. The transcript is spliced from 14 exons. NCBI's taxonomy places the organism in Eukaryota, Metazoa, Chordata, Actinopteri, Holocentriformes, Holocentridae. Gene Ontology annotation, molecular function: RNA binding.